Molecule: messenger RNA, 1023 nt
Organism: Marchantia polymorpha subsp. ruderalis
Lineage: Eukaryota; Viridiplantae; Streptophyta; Marchantiopsida; Marchantiales; Marchantiaceae
Source: the annotation of a GenBank genome assembly
AUUCUGCAGAAGCUGUGAGCAGUGAGAAAGAUGGAGAUGUGUUGUGAAGCGAGGAGCAGCAUCAUCGUCGUCGUCGUCAUCAUCACAGAUUGCUCGAUAUAGCUAGACCUGUCCCUUGCUCUCUUUAUAGAUCGAUGACAUGGAAGUCCAAGGGGAAUAUAAGUACCCAGCUCCUUCGAGGGAGGCUUUAUGCCGCUCUUUCGUUUGGGUCGGGACCCAGGAGGAGGAGGAGGCAUUGCCAGUCCAAGCUGGGCUCCAUUCACAAGCUGCCUGAAUCAUGAUCAUAAUCAUACGGCACCACGUUUUGCAUCGGUACGAGGUUCUUGCUCUCGCUUGAAUUAUGGGCCACCGGGAGCACUUUCGUCGAAGGCUUGGACACUCAGUCAAAGUCCUCGAGGGGCAAAUAUAUGCUGCACAAAGCCCUCCAAGGGGGUGCUUUGUGCUUCGAGUUGGGACCCAUGGGGAGGCAUUUCAUUCCAAGCUGGGCUCCAAUCACCAGCGCUGGAAUCAUGGCCAUACGGCACCACGUUUGGGAUCUGUACGAGCUUCUCGUUCUCGUUUUGAAUUAUGGGCGAGCGGGAGCACUUUCCUCGAAGGCCUGAUUAUGAGGCCCCACCCCCUCACUGAAUCAGAGAGUCUCCCAACUCACAACACGUGGUCGUCACCAGUUGAAGUAACUUGUGGGCUACUGGGAGCUGGAGGUUCAUGUCCUCCAGUGAUUGUAGUUGCAGAGAAACUUUUGGUCAUGGUUUGUUCGUUUCAUUUUGUUUUGUUUCUUGUGUGUGAUCCUUGUUCAUCCGAUCACACGUUGAAAGUCCCGUUUAUCAUUGCAGCAAGUGAAGAAUAUAUUCAAAGCACAUUUAGGACAAUAUAAUGAAGAGGUUUUUUAGUCUUAUAUCAAUCAUAACAUGUACAUGUGUGUGCUCAUUCUAUAAAAAAUAAAAAUUGAAGUGUCCCUGCUAUCAGUAGGGGAUCGGGCAGGCAAAUGAAUCUAUCUAACCAAAGAAGCAAUUUUUUCAGUGC